AUGGCCACGACGGCGAGCACUCCGCUGGACCCGCCGGUCUCGUCUGAGGCUGCACCAUCGAAGGAGAAGCUGCCUGCGACAUGGCACCUCGCCAGCGGAGCGGCGUCGGGCGCAGCCAGCGUCCUCAUCUUGCAACCCCUCGAUCUGAUCAAGACGCGAGUACAACAGGAACCCUCGAAAACCGUCGCUUCGACGUCGCGGAUCGCAGCAACUGCCGGAGGAGGGGGAGCGGCGGUGUUGCAAGGUGAAGCCGUUCAGGCAACGAGGGCGCAGAUUGCACGGGCGAAGAUCUGGAGUACCACGAAGGACGUUGUGCGGGCGGAUGGAGUGCGCGGACUGUGGCGAGGGACCGUACCGACCUUGUACCGUAACGUCCCCGGUGUAUCGCUAUACUUCUUGUCCCUCUCCCGACUGCGCGACUUUGUCGGCAAGUCGUCGCUCUUCCGACCAAAAGGCGCUCCGACAAAUUCGCCAGGCGGCAAGAUCAAGCUUACGCCCAUAGGCGACCUGCUUGUCGGCAGUACGGCACGGACAGCCGUUGGAUUUGUCUUGACGCCCUUCACCCUGCUCAAGACCAUAUCAGAGUCUACAUUAUCUAUUCCUUCCUCCGCCACCACAUCACGACCAUCCACCUUUACCGCUCUCCGAACCCUCUACUCGACUGGCGGCCUGCGAUCAUUGUGGCGCGGAGCCGUACCAACCGCACUACGAGAUGCGCCUGGCGCUGGGCUGUUCAUCGUCUUCUACGAGCGAGGACGGCGGAUACUCGGUGUCAGCGGUGACAAGGGGAAGGGCGCUGUCGGCGGUGGACUCGCUGGCGCCUCCGCUUCUCUCGCCUCGACACUCUUGACAACCCCCUUUGACGUCCUCAAAACCCGAAGACAGCUCUUCCCACAGCAAUACACAUCUCUCUGGUCCUCUAUCGCGCUAGUCUACCGAAGAAGCGGCCUGCGAGGCUUCUGGGAAGGCGGAGGACUGCGCGUUGUCCGGAAGGCAGGGAGCGCGGGGAUCGGGUGGGCAGUGUAUGAGGCGGUUGUUGUUGGUCUGGGCGAGAAGAGGAUGAAGAGCCAGCGGGAAAAGGCGUUGGCACGGAGCGGAGGAGGGUAG
Messenger RNA from Rhodotorula toruloides NP11, 1107 nucleotides. RefSeq names its product mitochondrial carrier protein. The transcript is spliced from 5 exons. Gene Ontology annotation, molecular function: glycine transmembrane transporter activity. Lineage: Eukaryota; Fungi; Basidiomycota; Microbotryomycetes; Sporidiobolales; Sporidiobolaceae. The coding region runs from base 1 to 1107 and encodes 368 amino acids. The record is from RefSeq and is a predicted model, not a curated record. Gene Ontology annotation, biological process: glycine import into mitochondrion. Gene Ontology annotation, cellular component: mitochondrion.